AUGGACGAACUCGCCGGCCUCUCCUGGAGCUCGACGUCCCCAACCCCAAACAGCAGCAACAAACCCCCAGCACUUAAGCCAACAGGAAUGUCGUCGUUCGCAACCACCACCAACAACACCCUCCCCAUCCGCCCCAGUCCCCUCUCGUCCCGCACGGCCUCGCCAGGCCUCGCGUCGCCGCCGGCAGGGACGGCGUCAGAUAGCUUCGCGAACCUGGUGAGCUUCGGGCGGAGCAAGCAGGCGUCUGAGAACCUGUCGCUGCAGGAGCAGCAGCGGAGGCUCCAGGAACAGCGCGCAAAGGAGGAGCAGGAGCGCAGGAAGAAGAUUGAUGCGCUAUUUGGCGGCGGGGAAGCGAGUGCUGGCUUCUGGGACUCGCUGGAGACGGGGAAAGGGGGCAGUCAUUCGGCACCACCGCCUCCUCCUCCGCCCCUGGAUAAUGACGAUGAGGACAUUCUGGCGGCGUUUAGUGCGUCAGUGCCGGUGGACAAUAGCUCGCAUUAUCCGCCGCCGUCGCAGGUGUCAAACAGCUCUUACAGUACGCCGAGGAGCGGUACGCCGAGGAGCGGUACGCCGAGGAGCAGUACGCCGAGGAGCGGGACUCCGCGGAAUGGGAUGGCACCGUCGGGCUCCCAUUUGCAGGAUUUGAUGGGUUCUACGAGUUCGAGCUACAAAUCGGCGGAGCCUAUAGAUCCAUUCGACAUUGAGAACCUACCAAGCCGGGAUACACCCACCACUACUACUACAAAUAAUAAUAACAAUACAGCCGACGAUGACUUUGACAUCCUAGGUGACCUCGCAAAGCCGGUUUCUGAGCUUCCCCCGCGACGAGACCCUACACCCCCGCCGAAGCCGCAAAUUGUGGAACCACCGAGGAGCGCAGACCCAAGGGACCCGGUGAUUGCCGAGAUCAUGGAGAUGGGGUUUACGGCUGCGCAGGCCAAGAAGGCGCUCAUCGAGACCGAUUCCCUGGAUGUCCAGCGGGCUGUCGGGUGGCUACUAGAAGAAGCGCACCGGAAGAGCCGGCCGGCGUCAUCGCAGCCAAUCUCGAGAUCUGUCUCUGAGCAAAGCCAGCGCGGGAGACGCAACGAUGAGGGCGGAAGGCGCAGAGAGGAGGGUAGGGAGGACUCGAGUGUACCUGCCUGGGCUAGAGACCGGAGCCGAGAAUCGGGCGGCGAGAAGGACAUAGGUGCAUUGGCCCAGGAAAUCGGUGGCACUCUGUUUAAAUCGGCAAAUAGUCUGUGGAACACGGGGAGGAAGAAGGUUGAGAAAGCAAUUGCCGAAUUCCAGACAGAGGGCUCCAGUGGGGAGGGCGGCGAUCCAAAUAUGCCAAAAUGGAUGCGUGAUCAGCAAUUGGAGGCCAACACAAUCCCCGCACGGGCCCGGGAAACAGGAGACAGGCCGUCAAGAAACAGGUUCGACGACGAGGACAUGAGGCCUGCACCAAGGGCUGCACCAAGGGCUGCACAACGGUCACAGAAUGCCGCCCCAGAGCCGGCAUUGACCGAAGAGGCCAUGAUGUUAGAAGCUGGAAGCGGGCCUCCACCUAGGAGAAAGCAGGAACGAGAGAGAGAGCGGGAACCGUCUUCCUCUUCGCCGUUUCCACGAUCCUCAUCAGCCGUAUCGGAGAAGGAAAUGAUCCAGCGCCAGCGCCAGCUCGCAUUCGAGCAGGCCAUCCGGGACAAAGAGCGGGAGAUGCGGGAGCGAGAACGGAGGCAGCAGUCUUCAAGCAUCCCCAACAGCAGUGAGCGGAACAAGAAGCUGACGCGCGAGGCCGUCGAGGAAGACAGCUCUGUGCAAUACGUAUCGAGAAACCGCCGCCGCCCACCGCCGCCAAACGUGCCAUCGAAACCCAAGCCAGCUACCCCAGAACCCCCGCAGGGAGAUCUACUAUUCGGCGGUGGGCCAGCACGGGAACAAUCACGCAAUCCAUUCCAGCAACAGCAGCAACAGCAGCAACAGCAGCAACAGCAGCAACAGCAGCAACAGCAGCAACAGCAACAACUCCGACAACCCGCCCCCCGCCACUCUCCCGCCCCAACACCCACCCCACCCCCCGCUCCACGGCGCACAAUCCCCCCCCGCGCCGCCGUCCCCCUCUCUUCCGCCGCCGCCAAUACCUCAACAGCCUCCCGCAAAGAAGGCACAGAAGCCUUCAAACGCGGCGACUACACCCUUGCACUAACACACUACACCUCCGCGCUCUCCCCCAUCCCCGACGCUCACCCCAUCCGCAUCAUCCUCCUCUCCAACCGCGCCCUCUGCAACCUCAAACUCGGUGACCCACGCUCUGCGCUGUCUGACUGCGAGUCCGCCCUCAACAUAAUCGGCCCCGCUCGCGGUGAAGGCGAGACAAUAGCCAUCGACGGCGCUCAAAAGGACAUGAAAGACUUCUGGGCCAAGACAAUCACACGUAAAGCCGAGGGCCUCGAGCAGCUCGAGAAGUGGGCUGACGCCGCCGCAACCUGGACCAUCGCCGUGGAAGCCGGCGUCGGCGGCGCUGUUGCCGCUGCUGGCAGACGCCGCUGCGAGGCCGCAUUGAAGCCGAAGGCGCCACCCAAGCCGAAACCCGCAGCACCUGUGCGGAGGCCUGCGGCGCCGAAGACGAUGGGGGAUGCGACGGCGGUACGUGCGCUGCGGCAGGCGAAUGCUGCGGCGGACCGUGUGGAGGAUGAGAAGCUUGCGCUGCACGACAGCGUUGAGGCGCGGAUCGGCGCGUGGAAGGCUGGUAAGGAGGGGAAUCUGCGGGCACUACUAGGAAGUCUGGAUGUGGUGCUUUGGGAGGGGGCUGGGUGGAAGAAGGUGGGGAUGGGGGAUCUGCUGAUGCCGAAUAAGUGUAAGGUGGCGUAUAUGAAGGGGAUUGCGAAGGUGCAUCCUGAUAAGAUCUCGCAAGACGCAACGACAGAGCAGCGCAUGAUUAGUGCUGCAGUGUUUAGUCUUCUCAAUGAGGCGUGGGAUGGGUUCAAAGCUGAGAACGGACUGUAG
Messenger RNA from Morchella sextelata, 2982 nucleotides. RefSeq lists its product as uncharacterized. Gene Ontology annotation, biological process: clathrin-dependent endocytosis; clathrin coat disassembly. The record is from RefSeq and is a predicted model, not a curated record. The coding region runs from base 1 to 2982 and encodes 993 amino acids. NCBI's taxonomy places the organism in Eukaryota, Fungi, Ascomycota, Pezizomycetes, Pezizales, Morchellaceae. Gene Ontology annotation, cellular component: intracellular membrane-bounded organelle; vesicle; cytoplasm. Gene Ontology annotation, molecular function: clathrin binding. The transcript is spliced from 2 exons.